Fonsecaea nubica is the source of this 1119-nucleotide messenger RNA. RefSeq lists its product as hypothetical. Gene Ontology annotation, cellular component: fungal-type vacuole membrane. Lineage: Eukaryota; Fungi; Ascomycota; Eurotiomycetes; Chaetothyriales; Herpotrichiellaceae. Gene Ontology annotation, biological process: macroautophagy. The transcript has a single exon. The coding region runs from base 1 to 1119 and encodes 372 amino acids. The record is from RefSeq and is a predicted model, not a curated record.
AUGGCGCCCAAAAGUCUUGUCCUUGCAGCUCUGGCUGCUGCUGCUACUACUGUCCUGGCCCAGACCCCGGCAGAUCUGGUCACAGUCCUCAACUCCACCGAAGGGACCGCCUCCAUCAGUGAAGUGGUGGCAGAGGUCCCUGGAUUCCUCGAGGCUAUUGCUGGAAAGACCAACAUUACCUUUCUCGCGCCAAACGACACGGCCAUUGCCGAGUUCCUGAAAACUCCCGAGGGACAGGCACUUGAGAGUGCUGGCGAGGACUACCUCCUGAAUCUAUUGCUCUACCAUGUGAUUGACGGGGGCUACGACAACAUCACAGACUACCAGGUCGUCCACACACUGUUGACUUCGCACGAAUAUACCAGUGUGACGGGCGGGCAGAACGUCGCUUUCUACUACGAUGAUGACGAGGAUGUCGUUGGCUUCUAUUCCGGCUUGGACCACGACCCCGAGGCUCCCGCGACGCCAAUCCCUUUUGCUCAAGGAUGGAUCUAUGUCAUCAACGGCGUGCUGACCAUUCCCCCAACUCUCUCCGUCACUGUGACCUCGGGCGACUUUAACGGCAGCUCCUAUGUCGCCGCCCUGAACAAGACUGGCCUGACGGAAGAAAUUGAUCAGCUGCACGAUGCGACCUAUUUCAUUCCCAUCAAUGAGGGUUUCGAUGCCGUCGACCACGCUCUCUCGGAACUGAGCAACGAGAAACUAGCCGAAGUGCUCAAAUACCAUGUGGUGGCCGGCAAAGUCUGGCACUUUGACGACUUUGAGAACAACACGCAAUUGACCACGCUCUCGGGGAAGACAUUGACAGUCUCGUCUACCGCUGAAGGAGAAUUCUUCAUCAACAACGCCGGCGUCAACUAUGUCGACCUUGCUGUCUCUGAAGGUGCCGUUGUCUUCAUCGACAAUGUGCUCAAUCCCGAUGCUCCUUGGGAUCCGCCCGUCAAUGGCACUGAAGAUGGUGUGCCCGCAUGGCCGCUCAACGAGGGCACGAGCACGGCAACAGCUAGCAGCACUGUAGCCACUGCCACCUACACUGGUCUGGCUAGUGCACCAUUGAAGACUGGUGCGGCUGGUGCGGCUGCCUUGGUCGGUGGAGCUGCGUUGGCCCUGUUGCUCUAG